AUGUCAUCACUCUUCCUGCAGAACGGGUUCCUCGAGUUCAUACAGACGCCGCACCCAAUGACCAACACUGUCGGCGCCUUCUGGAGGAUGGUGAAGGACUCAGGCUCAAGCACCAUUGUCAUGAUCAUGCCCACCAAGGCUGACCAGAGGGAGUUCCCACGUUACUGGCCCCUGACCGGUGAAACCCACUUAUACGACGCCAACACCUCCUCCCCUAUAUGGGUUGGGAACAGUCUCGAGGGUAAGUUCCAAGACUACCUGCACGAACAGCAGCAGAUGGAGGAAGAAAUGGAGCGACGGCGACGACUUAAAGAAGAACAGGAUGAAAUACAGCGGCAGCGAGAUGAAGAAUGUGAAAGGAUAAAACAGAGACAACAAGAAGCGAUAAGAAAGGAAUAUCAAGAGGCGAUGAAGCGGUGGGAAGAGAUCAAGAGAAGAGACCAACAGGAGAUGGAACAGAAACAACAGAUGCAGCAUAAAGAACAGAUGCAGCAUCAAGAGCAACAGGGGCUGGAACAAGAGCAACGGGAGCUGGAACAAGAGCAACAUAUGCAGCAUCAAGAGCAACAGGAGCUGGAACAAGAGCAACAGAUUCAACAUCAAGAGCAACAGGGGCUGAAACAAUGGCAACUGAUGCAGCAUCAAGAGCAACGGGAGCUGGAACAAUGGCAACAGAUGCAACAUCAAGAGCAACAGAUGCAACACCAAGGACAACAGAUGCAGCAUCAAGAGCAACAGGGACUGGAACAAUGGCAACAGAUGCAGCAUCAAGAGCAACGGGAGCUGGAACAAUGGCAACAGAUGCAACAUCAAGAGCAACAGAUGCAACAUCAAGGACAACAGAUGCAGCAUCAAGAGCAACAGAUGCAGCAUCAAGAGCAACAGAUGCAACAUCAAGGACAACAGGUGCAUCAUCAAGAGCAACAGAUGCAGCAUCAUGAACAACAGGAGCUGGAACAGGAGCAACAGAUGCAUCAAGAGCAACAGGAGCUGGAACAAGAGCAGCAGAUGCAACAUCAAGGACAACAGGUGCAUCAUCAAGAGCAACAGGAGCUGGAACAAGAACAACAGAUGCAGCAUCAAGAGAAACAGGAUCUGGAACAAGAGCAACAGAUGCAUUAUCAAGAGCAACAGGAGCUGGAACAAAAACAACGGAAACAUAGUAGUAGUGUUAGUAGCAGUAGUAGUAGUAAUGGUGGUGGUAGAAGUAGGAGCAGUGAUGCCACACUCUUGACGACAGAAGCAUUGUCGGGUAUUAAGAGCAGCAGUUAG
Molecule: messenger RNA, 1272 nt
Organism: Homarus americanus (American lobster)
Lineage: Eukaryota; Metazoa; Arthropoda; Malacostraca; Decapoda; Nephropidae
Product: golgin subfamily A member 6-like protein 7
Exons: 4
Coding region: 1-1272 (423 amino acids)
Biological process (GO): protein dephosphorylation
Molecular function (GO): protein tyrosine phosphatase activity
Source: RefSeq, a predicted model, not a curated record